Molecule: messenger RNA, 398 nt
Organism: Physella acuta
Lineage: Eukaryota; Metazoa; Mollusca; Gastropoda; Physidae
Source: RefSeq, a predicted model, not a curated record
AUGGUCAGCUUUGUAUUCUCUCAUACGCACUUGCGGCGUUUGGUAGUUGCAGCUGUUGCCUUGCCUAAACUUUUUGAUAUAUAUUUGUUAAUGAAGUCAAUGCCAUUGAUGGCAGUAAGAAUUACCGUUUUGCUACUCCUUUCUUAUGGCGGAGUUGUAGCAGAAUUAAUAAAACAGCCAAACAUAACAGCCGGAACACCUAUUGUUAAACUCCAUUGUACCAGAGGGUUUUGUGGGAAACUUCAGACUUGCUGCCCUAAAUUCUAUUGCAGAUACCUUGGAACUCAACGACCGAGGUGUUUCAGCACAAUUUGAGUACUGCUUUCACUACGAAAUAAAAUGCAGAUUUACAAAACUCAGUAAUAUGUGACAUACUGAUACAUUACUGACAUUUGUGA